GCCGAGCAAACAACACGCCAAAUCCAUUCAGAGUGCACGUAAUUUCUAAUUGAGUGUCAAGUUUAAAGAUGGGCAAAAUGAAAAUAUUAGUAAUGCCUUUGCUGCAGGCAAUUCUUCUGAUUGGCUCCCUGGAAGCUGGCUGUCCCGUGUACCUCACCAUUUCGCUGACUGGCAAGACACUGCAGGACACCUUUCUCGAGGUCAACUGGGGUCCCAACUGCUACGGACCGCCCCAGUGGGUGGGCAUCUACGGCCAGGAUCCGACCAUCUCCAACUUCCUGCCCGAUCUGCGCAUCGAUGGGCUGGCCAACAGCACGGGCAAGAUGAUUACGCCCAUCAAACUGGGCAAACUGCACUUUCCUGGAGGCUGGAAUCGGCAGGAUGACGGCGAUCAGGCGGUCACCCGAUACCACACGGGCAAGUGCCUGCCGCAUUACGUGGCCAGCUACAAUGGCACCGAGCUGCUCACCGUGGACUGCCUCAAGAUCCAGCCCAACUGGAUGGCCCAGAUCAAGGACGUCAGCCAGAUGCCGCUGAAGAACGUCUUCCUGCCCGGCACGCAUGCCUCGGGGGCCGUGGUCGGCAGCUCCAGCAAGACCAAUUCGAUCCUGGUCAGGGACUACCUGGUGGCCCAGCAGUUCGAUGUUUGGUCCCAGCUCGUCUUUGGCAUUCGCUACCUGGAUUUCAGCAUAGGUUACAAGAACAUGAACACCGAUAACGAUGCGGACAAUUUCUGGAUAGCCAACGAGAACAUGCUCAUAACACCUCUGGUUGGAAUUCUCCGAGAUGUCCGUCAGUUUGUAAAGCGAUCUGGCGAGGUGGUGGUGCUGGAUUUCAGUAGCUUUCCCAUUGGCUUCUACAAGCACCCGGAAGUCUACAGUUCGCUGUUCCGCCUGCUGCGACAGGAGCUGGGCGAUGAGGCCUACAGGCGCAAUGUGUCCAAUAACGAGCAUUGCGCCGAUCGGAACUUCCGGGAAAUUCUGCAGCAGAACAUGCAUCACCUGGUGAUACUGUUCCCCGCCCAGGAACUACCGUAUCCGUAUCCGGAGUCAAAUAUGAUCUGUCCGCCGUGGCAACGCUUCAGCAGCAGUUUCAUGAACAUUUCGCAGACCCUGGACUACAUGCGCCUGCUGUUCAGCAAGAAGCCGGACUCGCCGGUGCGGGACGAUGGCUGGAUAUUCACCGCCGUGAGGAGCAUGGAGCAGACGUUGAACGCCCACCAGCUGCUGACCGCCAAGCAGCGAGCGGCGGUGCUCAAUCCCAAGGUCAAUCAGUGGCUAAAGGGGCCUUGGGGCAACAACGCCAAUGUGGUGGCCAUGGACUACUUCAGCAACACGAACCUUGUGGAUCUGGCCAUACAAGUGAACGCCCACAAGGCCUUCAUCAUGGCCAACCAGGACUAUGUUAAUUUGGAAAUUUUGAAUUUGACUUGAAAAUGAAGGGCUCGAGUUGUAUGUUUCAGUAAUAGAUAUUUUGAAGAGCCAA
Drosophila biarmipes is the source of this 1485-nucleotide messenger RNA. RefSeq lists its product as uncharacterized. The coding region runs from base 69 to 1433 and encodes 454 amino acids. The record is from RefSeq and is a predicted model, not a curated record. NCBI's taxonomy places the organism in Eukaryota, Metazoa, Arthropoda, Insecta, Diptera, Drosophilidae. Gene Ontology annotation, biological process: lipid metabolic process. The transcript has 4 exons. Gene Ontology annotation, molecular function: phosphoric diester hydrolase activity.